This is a messenger RNA of Trichobilharzia regenti, 1624 nucleotides long. The record is from the annotation of a GenBank genome assembly. NCBI's taxonomy places the organism in Eukaryota, Metazoa, Platyhelminthes, Trematoda, Strigeidida, Schistosomatidae.
ACAUUAUCAACAUCGACGUAUUUAAGAGCACUAUUUGAAUUUUUCUGCGUGCUUGUCGGGAGAAUAUGAAUACAACUGGGUUAGAAAAUGCCACUCAAGGAAAUGGAACAGUAACAAAUCUAGAGUUCAAUUUGGACUCAUUGGUUACCAAUACGGCUUUGUUCUUUUUGGCUGUUAUACCUAUUUAUAUCGGUUCUUUCCGAUCAACAAAGUGUAAGAAGAGUACUGAUGAAGAGAAAUCAGUUGAGGUUGUUACGGCAAAAGAUGCAGCAAUGUUUCCUUUCAUUGCUAGUGCAGCACUCUUCGGCAUGUACGUUGUAUUCAAGGUCGGUUCGUAUUUGCAUCUCUACAAUGUUAUACAGUAUGUCCCAAUGCAAUACAUCAACUACGUUCUAAAACUACAUUUCUCCUUUAUGGGUACAUGUGCAAUGUCCCGUUUUUUAUCGCCAAUCUUUCGACCGUAUGUGCCGAAUUGUAUCCAAAAUAACUGCUACAAGCUGGAAAUUUCUAAGAGCUCAGAAAGCACAGAGAAUGGUUCGAAUUCAGAGUGGAAACUUUUAGAUCGCUCAGUGUUCUCAAUAGAAACAAAAGAUUUCCUAGGUACAGGUGUAGCUAUUUUAAUCGGAAUUUGGUAUUUCGUGUCUGGGCAUUGGGUGGCAAAUAAUUUUGUCGCAGGAACAAUAGCGAUUUUAGCUAUUGAAUUUAUUAGGCUGAAUAAGUUUAUAAACGGGAUUUUAUUACUUUGCGGAUUGUUCAUAUACGACAUAUUUUGGGUCUUUGGAACUGGUGUCAUGGUAGCUGUUGCCAAGAAUUUGGAUGCUCCAAUUAAAGUUCUCUUCCCACGAGAUUUCCUUAUGCACGGAUUUUAUGGAAAACAGUUGGCUUUGCUCGGUCUGGGUGAUAUAGUUGUCCCAGGGAUAUUUAUUGCUUUGCUUCUUCGUUUCGAUAGAAAACUUGGACGUGAAAAUAGUUGUGCUUACUUUUACUGUGGAUAUAUUGCUUAUAUCGUCGCUAUUAUCACGACUUUUGUAAUGAUGCAUGUUUUUAAACAUGCUCAACCAGCAUUACUUUACCUGGUCCCAGCGUGUUUAGGUGCACCAUUACUUAUGGCUCUGGUGAAAAAUGAUAUCACUGCUAUGUUCAGUUAUGAAGAUGAACCAGAAUCUGAAAAAGCCAAUGAAGCUGAUAAUUCAGUUUCAACUGACGACAAGAAGACAAAUUAAUCAUCCUUCCUACUGACGUCGAAUUCGCAUCAUUUAAAAACAAAAAAGACUGACAUUUUAAAAGAAGAUAUAACAAGGAAGAGAGGAAAGAAAUUUACUUCAAUUCUCUUUUGUAAUAAAUAUGCUAAGUAACUGAUUUUCUGACUACGCAUUCUCAUCUGUUGUGUCUGUGUGUAAAUGUGUUGUUUGUCGGUGUUUGUUUUCUUCUUGAAUUUUUGUGGUUUUCAACUUUUAUUUGACAUAACUUCCACAGAGACAAUGCUUAUGUCUUUCUGCCUUUAUAAGUAUUAUCAUGAAUAUGUUUUGUUUGAAGUAAAUUUUAAAGAUUGUCAUCGCUCUGUCUUAUAACAUACAAUAUAUGCACUUCUCCAAGGAUUAUUAUUAUUACUAUUCUUUACUUG